CAUUUUGAAAUCUUUUGUUUUGAACAUAUCCAAAUUGUGAACUCUCUCUCCAAGAAAGGUCAUGAUCUGGGUUUGCUAAUUCAUCUCACCAAGGUCAUGAUCUUUCAUUGCUCUAGCACUGAUUUAUUAUUUGCUCCAUAUUUUUCAUUCCAUACCCACCUGAAUCAAUCAUUCACGACAUGCGUGAAGGAUAAGAAUAACCAGUAACAACAUUAUCUUUCAUUAUUCUUUUUUCUGAAUUCAAACAAACAUGGCACAUCGAUCAUUUAAACGUUUUGUUGAACAAGAACUAGGAAAGUUUCCACACUUCUUGAUCUUCACCAUGCUUGAAUGGGUGAUGAUAAUUAUGCUAUUCAUUGAUGGGCUUCUUGCAUUUGUUGCCAAUGAAUUUGCCAAGCUUUUUGAAUUGCAAGUCCCUUGCUUGCUUUGCACAAGAAUUGCUCAUGCAUUGGUCCAUAGAGACCCUGAAUUCUACUACAAUGAUUGGAUAUGCGAAGCUCAUAAGAAAGAUGUUUCCCCUCUGGCAUAUUGCCACAAUCACAAGAAAUUGUCAGAUGUAAGAAAGAUGUGUGAAGGUUGCCUUUUUUCAUUUGCAAUAGAAAAAGACUCUGAUUGCAUCAAGCACAAGCCUGCAGUUGAGAUUUUGAAUAAAGAUCUUGAAUGCUUUGUUGGGGAUGAUAGCCAAAUGCCUUUAAGUUUGACUGCAGGAAAAAAUGAUGAUAUUGUGCAUGCUGAGAAGAGUAGCAUCCGCUAUUGUUCAUGUUGUGGAGACCCUUUGAAAGUGAAAUCAUCAUAUUCAAAGGGAAAAGGUGCCAAUGCAUUCUCACUAAGUCCCACUCCUUCACCACGAGCACCGUUUGUGACAUUAUCAAGAGAGACUUGCAGUCUGAAUUCGCCGCGCACUCGAUAUGCAAAAUCCAAAUUUAUUUAUGAACAUGACUCAGUUCCUAAAGAUGGCUCGAAUGGAUUCAAUCCCGACACUCAAGUUAGGGAAGAUGCCAAGGCUACUACAGUUUUAUUAUUGACAGAAUCUGAGGAUUUGAAUGGCAAUGCCUCCAAGAGCCCCAACUUUGGUAGAGGGAACAGAUUCUUUGGAAUUUCACCAACAAAUUCGGCCAAUAACAGUCCUAGGUUUGGUACUAGGAGUACGAGGAAGUCUCCACUUGGAAAAACAAUGUUUGCUUCAGGGUGUACUGAUGAGAAUCUGCCAAUUAUUGAAGCCGAUGGUGAUUACAUUUUGCAUCAUUUGAAGAGACAGGUUCAAUUGGAUCGUAAGUCAUUGAUUGCUUUGUACAUGGAAUUGGAUGUAGAAAGAAGUGCUUCAACUGUUGCAGCUAACAAUGCAAUGGCCAUGAUCACCAGAUUACAAGCAGAAAAGGCAGCUGUUCAGAUGGAAGCCUUGCAGUAUCAAAGAAUGAUGGAGGAGGAGGCAGAGUAUGACCAAGAUGUCCUACAAGAAACGAUUGAUUUGCUUGCCAAGAGAGAGGAAGAAAUUAAGGUUUUAAAGGAUGAACUUGAGGAAUAUAGAGAAAAAUAUGGAAGCCUAAGAAAAGAUGGUUUCGAGAGAGUCGAAGUUGAGGCGAAUGAGGAUUACCUAGAGUAUAUAUCAAAACCAUACUCAUCUUACAGUGCAAAAUCUGAAAGUUCCAAUUCCAAUUCUAGUGUCAAUGAAGAGGAGAUUAAUGGAGAGGAUGCAUAUGGAACGGAUACACAAAGUGAAUCCUUGAAAGAAUUAAAAGGGCAGGAAACACAUCCUCUGAGAAGGCUUAAAAAUUUGGAGAAGAGAAAUCACUUCCUAUCAGAAAAUGGAGCUCUUUCCUCAGAGUCUAGCUCUAACAGUGUUGAUAAAACCAAUGAUGAGACGGGAAAGCAAAGAAAACCUAUCCUAACAAGAGAACAUCUUAGUCAAAGGGUAAAGGACCUUGAAGCAGAUAAUGGAUUCCUAGAGCAUGCUGCUCAGACACUCGAGAAACAUAGUGAAGGGGCAAGACUUCUAAUAGAGAUAUCUCGAAAUAUGCAUAAACUUCGGCAAUUGGUGACAAUGAAUCUCAAAGAGAAUGAUGACUAAUUCUUAGCCUAGUCUUUUUAUGGUACAUGCAAUUUACUUUUAAUUAAUUAUCCUCAGUUUUCAUGAUAUGCUCUCUUAUGAGUCAAGAUUCUUUGAAGAUCCUGCACACUAUAAACAAAAUCACACACAUAGGAGAUGGAUAUCUAGAGAGGAAAUGUGGUUGCUUUAUUCAAAGUUCAUAAGAUACAAAUAACAAUGCUGUUUGUUCUGAAUGGGCAUCCCUCCUUGCACUUUUUCAAAGAUCAUGUUUGAUGUACAGUUGUUAUUAAUGGAUAAAAAGUCAUAGGAAGCCUAGUGCUGGCUCCAAAUGCUA
Carya illinoinensis is the source of this 2381-nucleotide messenger RNA. RefSeq names its product probable myosin-binding protein 6. The record is from RefSeq and is a predicted model, not a curated record. Bases 251 to 2068 code for a protein of 605 amino acids. Gene Ontology annotation, molecular function: myosin binding. Lineage: Eukaryota; Viridiplantae; Streptophyta; Magnoliopsida; Fagales; Juglandaceae. The transcript has 3 exons.